Puccinia triticina is the source of this 489-nucleotide messenger RNA. RefSeq lists its product as uncharacterized. The record is from RefSeq and is a predicted model, not a curated record. The transcript has 2 exons. Lineage: Eukaryota; Fungi; Basidiomycota; Pucciniomycetes; Pucciniales; Pucciniaceae. The coding region runs from base 1 to 489 and encodes 162 amino acids.
AUGCAAGUGGAAGUUUUGAAGAGCCCCGAUAGCUCCUGCGACAGCUUCAAAACAUCUGAAGAUAAAUCGGACGCAAAGCCUUCAUGGAAAUCCUCAGAAGAAGAAGAGACGACUGAAGACGUUACUUUCCAGCCUUCACACCCGGUCAGCCUGGAUCGAGCGCCCUCAAUCACUCCAAGCAUCAAGAGGAAAGAUGAAAAGUUGAACAUGUCAACCAAUGACUCGAGUGCCCAAGCGGCUCAAAUAAUUGCCUCGGAGAAAAACCCGCUUUCAAUUCAAAGCUGCCCGCCGUUAUCCGUAUCAUCGUCCAACAUGAUCAAGCGGAUCGUCGAAAACCAAAACCUUCUAAUCUGGCAAGCCUAUGACGACUGGAGACAGAAAUUUCCUCGACUCCAGCCUGAGGAGGACGAGGAUGUUGAAGAAACCGAGUUAGAAUCCGAAACUGAAGAUGAGCUGUUAUCCUCCGAAACCCUAGCCGUCGAAGCUUGA